AACUUCUUAACCUUCUUGGCUUAUAAAUAUCUUUGGAUCCCUUAAGUUCCUAGAGGUUUAUAACCAACCAUAAACAAAGAGAAGAAUCAAAAGAAGAUCAGAGGGAGAAAGAAACAUACUUAGAGAGAUUAUGAAGAUGUUGUUUUUCUUGAUUAAAUCUUUGUCCAGGAUCGUCCAUGAAGAAAUUCCAGUCCAUGAGCAACAACAAUAUGAGACAGAUCAUGGCGGUGGCGUUGGAGGCAGUGGAGGAGGGACUUGCACAUCGUUGACAGUUUGGAGAAAGUCUCUUCUAAUAAGUUGCAAUGGAUUUACAGUGAUUGAUUCCAAGGGAAAUCUCAUAUAUCGGGUUGACAAUUAUAUUGGACAUCCUCAAGAAAUUAUUCUUAUGGAUGGCUCUGGAAAAUCCGUCCUCACUAUGCAUCGCCGAAAGAAACUUGGGAUGAUAGAUAGCAGCUGGUUUGUGUACAAAGGAGAAGUUGGAGGUUUCUGUAGGGGAAAAUCAUCGAAGACGAGGCCAAUUUUCUGCAUUAGGAAGAACAUUAACAUUUUGAUCAAUGGGAAUCCUAAUGUGCUUGCAUAUAUAUACAGAAACACAUCGGAUAAAAGAAGUGCUUACUGGAUUGAAGGUUCAUACAAAAAUCGAUCAUGCAAGGUGUUAGAAUCUGAGUCUAAAAAAGUGGUUGCUGAAACCAGGAAGAAGGAAGCCAUUAGUGGAGGAGUCUCUUAUGGAGUAGAGGUUUUUCAGUUGAUUGUUCAUCCCGGUUUUGAUUCUGGAUUUGCAAUGGCUCUGGUUUUGCUCUUGGAUCAAAUGUUUUCCUGAUUUUUAUAUCUAGUAUUUUUUUUUUUAUUUUCUGUACUAUCUUUGAAUUUUAUUUUAUUUUUUUUGUUUUCCGUAUAACGGAUUUGAGUAUUAUAUAUGUAUAAUAAGUACAAGCUUAGCCAAAAAAAAAAAGCAAAUAGUAUAUUCCAUAGGUGUAUAUACGUAUAUGUAUAAUAUUGUGUACGGUAUGAGACUGCAAUUACCAAUAUAUAAAAUUAUAUAUCAUGAGAGA
This is a messenger RNA of Ziziphus jujuba (common jujube), 1052 nucleotides long. Its product is annotated as protein LURP-one-related 17. The coding region runs from base 131 to 820 and encodes 229 amino acids. Lineage: Eukaryota; Viridiplantae; Streptophyta; Magnoliopsida; Rosales; Rhamnaceae. The transcript has 2 exons. The record is from RefSeq and is a predicted model, not a curated record.